UUUGCAUAUGUUGCAAGAGACCGAGACACUCGAAUUUUAAAAUGUCAUGUGUUCCGAUGUGACACACCAGCAAAAGCCAUUGCAACAAGUCUGCAUGAGAUCUGCUCUAAGAUUAUGGCAGAGCGGAAGAAUGCCAAAGCUGUUGCUUGUAGUUCAUUACAAGAGAGGGUCAAUAUAGGUCUUGAUGUUCCUUUACAAGUAGAUUUCCCUACACCAAAGACUGAGCUGGUUCAGAAGUUCCACGUACAGUAUAUAGGCAUGAUGUCUGUCACCAAACCAAUAGGUAUGGAUACUCUGAAUGGUGCUGUGGACUGCCUUAUGUCUUCAUCGAACAAGGAAGAUUGGAUGUCUGUUAUCAUGAAUGUGGCUGACGCUACAGUCACAGUUAUUAAAGAAAAAAAUGAAGAGGAGGUAGUCUUGGAAUGUCGUGUUCGGUUUCUGUCAUUUAUGGGAGUUGGAAAAGAUGUCCAUAAUUUUGCCUUCAUUAUGGAUACAGGGAACCAACACUUUGAGUGCCAUGUCUUUUGGUGUGAGCCCAACGCAGGCAGUGUAUCAGAGGCUGUUCAGGCAGCUUGUAUGCUACGAUACCAGAAGUGCUUGGUUGCCAGACCUCCUCCACAGAGGGCACGAGCCUCCUCUGCUCCUCCAACAGACUCUGUAACAAGGAGAGUGACAACCAGUGUGAAACGAGGGGUCUUAUCCAUUAUUGACACACUGAAACAGAAAAGACCUGUCUCUGAAAUACCAUAAACUGCAGAUACCAUGAGAUAAGAGAUACUGAAGCUGUAUUUAUAUUACCAAGGAUCUAAAUGCUACAGUGCAGGAAACCAAUUGAUGCUCUGACUUCAUUUAUUUGCAGCUGCCAUCAUUAGAGCUUUGAUCGUUUAUCAGAAGCUGUGAAGGGAGCAUGUACUUUAAUUUUUGCCACAGUUAUGUGAUAAUAAAAAGAAGCAUGAAUAUUUUAUUUGUUUAUAAUCAGUCUGAUUUACAGUCUCAAGUGGCAGAAGUUUCACUUCACUUCAGAUUGCAAAAUAACUGAACAUUGCAAGUUACUAAAGCCAAAAGGCAGCAGUCCCUUUCUUUGUGCUCUGGUGCUGAAAUCUUUGGACUGGCUGAAGCUUUGUGUAGUACUUUCACAUUUUGCUUGAGUUGGAUUUGAUGCACAGAACCUUGUUUCUGAAGCUCUGCUAGAAUGCUUCCCCUACAACCACCCCUAACACAAGAGUCGGUAUUGUGUACGACACAUAUUGAGAGUACUGCAGCACCUGUUCUUGUCAUCAUUUCAGUCAGUGUAUUCUUGUUUCAUUCUGGUAACAAACUGACUGGCUCAUGUGUUUCACUGUAUUAAAUGUUUUAAGUGACAGCUUUGGUAUCAUAAGCUUUCUUGAGCAUUAAAAGCAGUUAUAAGAUAGGUGCAUGGAAUUGUUUAAUUUGACUGGUUUGCAUCUGAAGUGUUGUCUACACUGGUAAAGAAGCGCCAACUACUAACUUGUAGUAGCGCCAUCUUAUCUCACUCCAUUUAUGGAAACAUUAUUCAUCACAUACAUUACAGCUAUCGUUAUACAGCCUUAAGCUAAGCACGGAAAUUAAAUCACCUUGAAUGAAACUAGAGCAGUGGCGUUUCCCUUAUUACCAUUUACCUUGCACACAGCUUAAAAUGUAAAGGGUGGUGUUGCAGUUAUUACACGAUUUUCAAUUCGCACUUUAAAACCCUCAAUCUUCCUUCCAUGUUCUAUUGGAUUUAAUCUGUUUUUGAGUGGCUUUUGUUGUUAAUAAGGUGUAUUCUGCCAGUGUAGCUGCAUAUACUGUUGAGUUUGUACAUUCUGUAAGUAUCAUUCCAUGCCUUUUACCUGAAAUGAGUAGACGGAACAAAACAGAAUAGAUUGAGGAGGAUUCAGUUUUAUACAUUGGCUAGAGUUUACCUCCAUCUGAUGUGCAUUUUAGUCCAUUCAGGAGGUAAAAACGGCUGUAUCCCAUCACUGAGUUCUUCAGCAGCUUGAACAGUCAAUGCAGUUAUCAAACACUCCUGAAGUAACAACCACCAGAACCUGUCAAAACUGAUUCUUAAACUUUAGAGCUCUGACUGCAGAUUAACUGAAAUUUAAGUCUCAUAUACCAUCAUGUGGUAUUAAAUGUGUCCAUUAUAUUAUGAUGACUUAAUCUGCAUUUUCUAAAUAAGCCAUAAGGAGUGGUUCCAAACUGAUGUGCUAUGAAUGCAUUGCUACGUAAUGAGUAUAUACCCUGCACUGCUUUGUUAAACCAACCCUAACUGACCCUGUAUCAGUGUAGAGCCUCCCAGAACAAGAACAGAAUUUUUACUAUACAAUAGCUUUAUUUUAAGUAACCAGUACCUUUUUUUUUAAUAACAUUGUACUAUAGCAGUAUACAUUUGUAGGAUUGUCGGUAGUUUGUGUAUUUUCCAUUGAAUGUGGGGGGGGCGCUUUCAUGUGGUAUAUUAGGCUGUACUUCUGAGACUAAAUAAUAUCCUCAACUCAAAUGUCAUACUAUGUCCUGAUUUAGAGGCAGUAAGACAAAUUGUGUAGCAGUUAGGCAUAUCCAAAUUGCAGACUAUAUUUUUGUAUUUUUACUUUUGAAAGCUGUUUUUGAAGUACAUAACCACACAUACAUUUAUAUAGGAUAAUGUAUUUCCCACCCACACUUACAGAAAAUAUUAUAUGGGAUGGGAUGAAAUAUGUCUCCCCUACCCAUACUCAGUCAGAACAUCCCUCCUUUUCAGUCUCAGUUCUGUACCAUGAUAUCUUUGUUCUCAGUACACCAUCUUUAGUCAAGUAAGAUUACUGUACUGUAAAAUUUCACACAAUAUAUUUUAAAGAUGCAUAUGUGACUUUUCUGAAAAUAAGUGUGAACAGUGCUUAAGUUAUAUUAAAAGUGCACUAAAGUGUAUAUGGAUGUGCACUGAACAUAAAGAUAAAGUUGCUUAACUAUUGUAGCAAUGGCAGAUCCUAACUGUUCAAAUACCUUUGUACUUAAAGGCAUAUUUAAAUCAUAUAUGGGCAUGUUUAGCUGACAUACCCCCCCCCCUCCCCAUACACACAUCAUAAGUUGUUUUUAAUUUAUUUCUUGCUUUUUAAUUUGAGCGUUGAUCUCCUAAGACAGGUGGAAAGACUGUAUUAUGUGUUGCCAAGAACUGGUAUGGUAAAAUUACUACUGAACGCAUUUACAAAGGAUUGUCUUUUUAAUGAAACUUACAUUAUUUGUUUUUGUAGCUGCAGUAAGACAGCUGGUUUGGGGUUAUAUAUCACCUAUCUGAUGCAUGGUAAGGGGCUAAAGACACUUGUCCUCUAGACUCGAUUCUUAUUUUUCCCCUGACCAGUUAUUAGAUGUAUUUGUUGUAAACACCUGUUAUCCUUUGUCUUGUUUGUGCUCAGCAGUGAAACCUUCCCUUAAAUGUAAGUGUUUGGGGCUCUACAGUAGUAACUAUUACCUGUCAGAUCAAUGUGUUAGGUCACAUUUGUUAACCGUGCAGCUUAAAACACAGGUACUUUACAUCACAGCAUGUACCCCUUACAUGCGUUCUCAUCUGAACAUGCACAAUGCAUAAAUCACUACUAAGAUUUGGUGAGUCGAUGCUUAAAUAACAGUAAUCAGUGAACUGACUAAGCUGAAGUUACGACUACCAGUAAAACCUAGUUUUAGAAUCCAGUGUGUGAGAAGAUCAGGGUGAUUUUACUUAAUUGUAGUGCAGUACAGUUCACAUCAGGGAUGUGAUUUUUAUAAAGAGUGAUUGGCUCAAGUCUUGUAAAAUGUCCUGAUUAGUCUGACUGUGUGAAGCCUCAUGCUUCAGUCAAUUUUACAUUUUCCCCAGAAGCUAGGAUUUAGAAUAGUAUGUAAAAUAUCUUUUGGCAGCUGUACUGAAUAUACCACAUGAAGGCAUGUCUACUUAGAUUCUUUGCAUAAAGUCUUUCCAUUUUAAAUCGCUAGACACUAAACUGUACUCCUCAUAUUAGAUUCUGCUUGGCAGAGUGAGUAUUGUUCUGUCUAAUAAGACAGAACUCUUAACGGAAUUGUAUGUAAUUUUUGCAGAUAGAGCAAAACAGUUACAAACUUAUUAAAAUGUUUGAUUUGGAUACCACCCGACUGUCUGGAAGCAAAUAUACAUUUCAGUUCCUGCAGUCUGUAAAUCAGGGAUGAGGCCUCUCAUUUACCUAAAGCCUUUUUUUAAAGCAAGAGAAUUUUGCCAAUAUUUUAAAAACAAACAAACGUACAAACAUUGAUGAGGAAGUUUCUUUAAAUAUGCAAUUUUUUGAAGAGGGGAGUAAAUUAUAAGAUAUCAUAAAGUUGGAAGAGGAAGCAUUUUUAGCUCACUCUUAAGAUCUCGUUUUAAGGUCUGUUGUUAACCAUUUUGUUUCUGCCAUGGCCAAAGUUUACGUGUUAGAAGUCUUGUCUUGUGGUGCCAGUGUUUUCAUGUGUUUAUUAGGUAAACUAGUUGUAGUGAGACUGCAGAAACCUAUGCAUUUUAGUCAGUCUUAAAGAAGACAGCCAUGUCACUAUGCCUUGCAUGUCUUGCCAUUUUUAAGUAAUAAUACACUUAAAUUUAUUUUUGUUUUGUAUUAAAGUAUUCAAAAACAUGUUGAUGUAUUUCUUUUAUAAGCACUGUUAUAUGUAUAAACACUAUUGGCUAAGUUAGCUAAACAUACUCCAUCCUAGUUAGAAGGAAUUUUGGAAAAUGUUUAACUGCAUUUAUGGGCACAGGAUGAAAAGUUAAAGGGGCUUAGUUAAUUUAUUUAAUGGUUUAUAACUCCGGGCAAUAGGUCAAAAGAGAUGUUUAUGUUAUCUUUAUUUGCAAAUGUGUCAUGCAUAUAUGUGUGUGUGUGUGUAUAUAUAUAUAUAUAUAUAUAUAUAUAUAUAUAUAUAUAUAUAUAUAUAUAUAUAUAUAUAUAUAUGCAUCUACUGUUAAAACCACAACUGUUUAUGAGCUAUAACUGUUAAUGCGUUGUACUGCAAGAGUAAUUUUGAAUUACACAUUCUAAGUAAGAACAAUUUCCAUAGAUAAGACACACACACACACACACACACACACACACUUACUUAUUCUUCCGUUUUGUUAGCACACAUAGCUUAGGAGUAAUUGCCUGUUUUCUGUUGCAAAUGUUUCACUCAGCUGUAGCUCUGGAAAGAUGUGUAUGUAAUUGUGAUCUGAAUGAGGUGUCUGUGUCCUGCAGAGCUUUGAAGAAAAAGUGAAAAUGUAUCAACUUACAUUUGGAACUGGCAUGUGGUGGAUCUAAUUAACCUAGUGGAUAACGCAUGACACAUCUUCAUUUCACAACACUCUGUGCGGCACAAGUAUGCAUUAUACAGUAACUGCAGAUACUUUGGAAUAUUGAGUUCAUACAGACGAUUUAUGACAGAUUUCCUGCCUAAAUAUUCUGUAAACCAAAAUACCUGCAUACACAAUAAAGUAGAAAUAUAUGUGCUCCCCAUUGACUAUACGGUAAUCAUGCUAGAAUCUGCAUAGCUAAACUAAUUAGUCAGAAUUCCCAUAUACCAUUCUGCUUCUGUAUUUGGCCAGAACUGAAGAGUUGCUGCGAGUUCACCAUAUGUGUAUGUUUUUAAAGUUCACAUUGAGAGUUUGCAGGUGUACACAUGUACCUAGAUAUGCGAGUUUUUUGAAGCUCUUUGUGCCAAUAUGUGCAGAGCACAACUGAAUGAAGUUUAAAAACAUGUUGCGGCUGUUAGUGAAGUACUGACUUGAAUGUUUAGAAGUUAAUCACAGUUAGUUGCAAAGACUGUUUCCAUUGUCAGUAUGUAAAAGCAGCUUUAAUUUUCAUUAAUUUCUAAAGCCCUAUAGUAAAAAUAAAAGGCAUUUGCUUUACUGUAGCCGAAAUCUGUGUUGUGUCGCCAGAUAAAUAUCUUCUUGAAUCUUAUGUUUGGUUGUCACCAUAAAGUCUCCUUCACAAGUAAAACAAAAUGGAAAAAUAAGUUCUUUGUUGUUGUAUUAUCCAGAAUUUACAUCAAAUGCUGAUUUAUUUUGCUGUUCACUACUUUUACACGUAAAUGUAAUCAGUUGUGAAAUAAAAUUAACUGCUUACAUCACAA
Messenger RNA from Protopterus annectens (West African lungfish), 6057 nucleotides. RefSeq names its product amyloid-beta A4 precursor protein-binding family B member 2-like. Gene Ontology annotation, biological process: regulation of DNA-templated transcription. Gene Ontology annotation, cellular component: cytoplasm; nucleus. The coding region runs from base 115 to 750 and encodes 211 amino acids. The record is from RefSeq and is a predicted model, not a curated record. NCBI's taxonomy places the organism in Eukaryota, Metazoa, Chordata, Ceratodontiformes, Protopteridae. Gene Ontology annotation, molecular function: transcription factor binding; amyloid-beta binding. The transcript has 6 exons.